Staurois parvus is the source of this 332-nucleotide messenger RNA. The record is from the annotation of a GenBank genome assembly. NCBI's taxonomy places the organism in Eukaryota, Metazoa, Chordata, Amphibia, Anura, Ranidae.
UUAUAGCGGGACUGCAGCAGGCAUUCUGACACUGGGGGGAGAACUGACUAAUUGUCACUGACAUCCCAAUGACACUAAUACAGUGAUCAGUGCUAAUAAAAAGCACUGACACUGUACUAAUGGCACUGGGCAGGAAGGGGUUAACAUCUGGGGCGAUCAAAUGGUUAACUGUGUGCUGUUUUACUAAGUGUGCUGUCUGUGUUUUACUAGGGAAACAUGCUGCUGCUGUGUAUUUCGCUGCUAUGCAGAGAAAUACACAGCAGCAUGUUACUGCUGGCAGGAGAGAGACCUGUGUUGUUUUUACACAGGUCUCUCCCCUGAAAUGCAAAAUC